Aspergillus japonicus CBS 114.51 is the source of this 315-nucleotide messenger RNA. RefSeq lists its product as uncharacterized. NCBI's taxonomy places the organism in Eukaryota, Fungi, Ascomycota, Eurotiomycetes, Eurotiales, Aspergillaceae. The transcript has 4 exons. The coding region runs from base 1 to 315 and encodes 104 amino acids. The record is from RefSeq and is a predicted model, not a curated record.
AUGACGAUCACUACGCCGAAGACUACUACAGAAACUAGAACAUCAUCUUCCACGCUUGUAUCGACUUCAACCAGUUCAUCAUUGUCCGCCACACCUAGCACUACCGGCGUUGACAUUUCCCCUGACGGCACCUGUGGAAACAAAGCUGAGCAGGAAAUUGACCUUUAUGUCCCAGUGCUUCGACAAGUGAUUACUGCGGAAAAUAUCUCUCCCAACGGCCUCUGCGGAGCAGCUCACGAUGAUUAUACCUGUUUAGGAUCGCAGUUUGGAAGCUGCAGCAGUAUUUACGGUUACUGUUGCUCAAGCACAAACUAA